AUGCUUGUUACUUUCACUUGGAUGUGGAGACCACUUUGUCGGAAGAAACAGGUAGACGGACUGCACAGCAAAGUCUCCACGGCUGAAGUCUCGCUCAAGAGUAUAAGCACCCACUUGGAAAGCAUGCCAUUGGUGGACAACGUCUUCAACGUCUUUCCCGCUCGUCUAACAAAUAUCACCAAAGCAGCAAUCGAGUCGGUGCAAUCACGAUAA
Dacryopinax primogenitus is the source of this 213-nucleotide messenger RNA. RefSeq lists its product as uncharacterized. Bases 1 to 213 code for a protein of 70 amino acids. Lineage: Eukaryota; Fungi; Basidiomycota; Dacrymycetes; Dacrymycetales; Dacrymycetaceae. The transcript is spliced from 2 exons. The record is from RefSeq and is a predicted model, not a curated record.